This is a messenger RNA of Tupaia belangeri chinensis (Chinese tree shrew), 7229 nucleotides long. It is a transcript of the gene NOL4L, whose product is annotated as nucleolar protein 4 like. The record is from RefSeq and is a predicted model, not a curated record. The transcript is spliced from 11 exons. The coding region runs from base 503 to 2140 and encodes 545 amino acids. Lineage: Eukaryota; Metazoa; Chordata; Mammalia; Scandentia; Tupaiidae.
UCCUAUCUGCGAAGAACGCUGGAGAGAGCUUUCCUUCUUCCGUCUGUUACACGGGGUCAUUGUCAUCAGGAAUUGCAUUUCUCCAGCCCCUUUCCUUCUGAGGCACACCUUGGCCCACUGCGCCCCUUUCUCUUCCCACUCCUUCCAACCCACACCCUUUCCAGAUAUCCCAAAGAUAACAAAACGGAGAGGGGGGGAGAGGGAGAAAAAGGGAAGCCGAAAGAAAAAAGAACUGUUUGGAACUCUGAAGGAUAUAGCAUCCCUCAAAGGUUGGGCUGUUGUUUGGGGGCUCAUCCCAGGCACCUUUCUCUGUGGCCCGGGGUGUGCGUUUUGGUCCCGGCGUGAUUUGAAAGAAGAUGGAGGUUCAGCGAAGCAGAAAGGAGGUCUUGGAAUAUGUGAGGCCCGUUCCAGAUGGCAGGGGGCAGAUGGCCUGUCGGAGCCGGAGGGCAUCUCUCUGAAGCGGGUCGCUGUGGUGGAAGAUUUCUUUGACAUCAUCUACUCGAUGCAUGUGGAGAACUCAGCCGAGCCAGGCAAAGCCCCCAAGCACGCUGGGCAGAAGAAAACCUACCGAGCGAUCGCCGAGACCUAUGCCUUCCUCCCGAGAGAGGCGGUGACCCGGUUCCUCAUGAGCUGCACCGAGUGCCAGAAGAGGAUGCACUUCAAUUCCAACGGCCUGGAGCCCAAAGAAAAUGAGCCUCCAUCUCCUCUGGUCUCCGGGAUUAUUGAUUACAACAUGCCCCUCACCUCCACGUACCUGAAGCAGAUGAAGCUGCGGGUGAUGAAUUCCCAGGAGCAGGAUGAGACCUCUGUGAGCAGCGAAGACUUUGAUAUGAACGACUCCACAUGGAUGUCAGCUGACCCACACCUGGCCUCCAGCCUGAGUCCCAGCCAGGACGGGAGGAUGCGGAGCCCACAGAACCUCCACAGCCAAGAGGAUGACGACUCCUCCUCUGAGAGUGGCAGUGGCAAUGGCUCCUCCACCCUGAACCCCUCCACGUCGAGCAGCACACAGGGCGACCCCGCCUUUCCCGAGAUGAACGGCAACGGCACUGUCGCCCCCAUGGACUUCACCGCCGCCGCCGAGGACCAGCCCAUCAACCUGUGCGACAAGCUCCCGCCGGGCCCGGCGCUCGGCACCCCCUCCUACCCCUCGGAUAGCUGCAGCACAGACGGGCUGCGGAGCCGUGUCAAGUAUGGGGUGAAGACCACCCCCGAGUCCCCCCCCUACAGCUCUGGCAGCUACGAUUCUAUCAAGACUGAGGUCAGUGGCUGCCCUGAGGACCUGACGGUGGGCCGGGCCCCCACAGCGGAUGAUGACGACGACGACCAUGAUGACCAUGAGGACAAUGACAAGAUGAAUGACUCCGAGGGCAUGGACCCUGAGCGUCUCAAGGCCUUCAACAUGUUCGUGCGUCUCUUUGUGGAUGAGAAUCUGGACCGCAUGGUGCCCAUCUCCAAGCAGCCCAAGGAGAAGAUCCAGGCCAUCAUCGAGUCCUGCAGCCGGCAGUUCCCCGAAUUCCAGGAGCGAGCCCGCAAGCGCAUCCGCACGUACCUCAAGUCCUGCCGCCGCAUGAAGAAGAACGGCAUGGAAAUGACCAGACCCACGCCUCCCCACCUGACCUCGGCCAUGGCUGAGAACAUCCUGGCCGCUGCCUGUGAGAGCGAGACGAGGAAAGCGGCCAAAAGGAUGCGCCUGGAGAUCUACCAGUCCUCACAGGACGAGCCCAUAGCCCUGGACAAGCAGCACUCCCGGGACUCCGCAGCCAUCACCCACUCCACCUACUCACUGCCAGCCUCCUCCUACUCCCAGGACCCUGUGUACGUCAACGGUGGCCUCAACUACAGUUACCGCGGCUACGGGUCCUUGAGCAGCAACCUGCAGCCCCCCGCCUCCCUCCAAACAGGAAAUCACAGUAACGGGCCCACGGACCUCAGCAUGAAAGGCGGGGCCUCCACCACCUCCACCACACCCACGCCCACGCCCUCCAGCAACAGCACCAGCAGGACCAUGCCCACCGCCCAGCUCAGCCCCACGGAGAUCAGUGCCGUGCGGCAGCUCAUCGCCGGCUACCGGGAGUCUGCUGCCUUCCUGCUGCGCUCCGCAGAUGAACUGGAAAACCUCAUUUUACAGCAGAACUGACCCCACCGCACCUGGAGUGCACUACCCCAGGGAAGAGGCUGUCCCGGCCCAGACCCGGCCUCCUGCCUCACCAGUUGGUACAUUUUGUUUUAUGAAAGAGGUGGGAUCCAAAAGAGCUGUUUCUAGCCACACUCCAAGCACCUAAGACUUUUGGGCACAAGGACACUUUUUUUUUUUUUUUUUUGGAAUCUCACCACACGGGUGCUCUGACCUGCUUGGAAGAGGCCAAUGGGGCAGCUCUGCAAGGGUUGGGGCUCCCCCAACAAGGCGCUGGGGCUGCAGCUCUAUUUAGAAUCACCUUCGUGGACCCUGAUGUUAGAAUCCCACCCCCAGAUAAUUACCUUUCAAGUCUUAGGUGAGCAGAAUUGCAUAUUUAUUGAGAAAAACAAAGUGGACCCUUUCUUCCUCUCCCCUUAGUAAUUUAUUUUUCUGAAAAUGGAUUCUUUUGUGUUUGUACAGAUUGCCAGUCUGUGUCUGUCUGAUCAGAAGGAUGUGUCCCCGUACCUAACAUUCCAUAUCACUACACUGACACGGGCCGGGGGCUGGCGGGGGUGGGCCGGGGGCUCAAUGCACCCUGGGGAAGGCCACCACCCUCAGCCAGGCCAUCCUGUUGCAGGUCCCAGUGCUGCCACAGGGACACUGCCAGGCACCUCCACAGGGACCACCGAGCGGGAGGAUCUCAUCCACACCUACUGCAAAGCAAAACAAAAAAAAGGCACCCCCACCCCAGUCUACAGAAGUCCCAGUCACAUGGUCACCUGUAUUCUACCUCACACUCCAGCGUGGGCUUUUUCCAGGAUGUGCCCUGAGCCUGUUUCUGAACGGCUGUCACCCCAACUCCCCCCCCAACAGUGUCUGCCUGGGAGGUAAGUCCAGACUGGGUGUCCAGAAGCUGGACCCCAGAGAGGGUCUGUCCCUCAUAACCAGCAGCUUGCAGUGCCCUGGCCCUCCAGCUGCCUGACAGGACAGAGUGCUGGGAGGUGGCAGCCAGGCCACAGGGCCCUUGCCCUCAAUCUGCUGCCGGGGCCAUGUCUGAGCAUCAGUGCAUAGUCUGGGGCCUCAGACAGGUACCGAGAAGGGCUGGUUCUUCGGAGGGAGCCCCAGCUGUCAGGCAGCUAUGAGCGCCAUGGCCAAUUGAGCUCCCAUCCCCUCGCCCGUGGUUGGAGUAAGGGAUCAGUGGAAGUGGAGAAGCCACUUGGGUUCUCCUAGGACCAGCCCUCCUCCUGGAAGGGUCAGUCCUGGAAGAAACCCAUAAUCCCUGGAGUGUGAAAAAGGGCAAAAGGAGAAAGCUGGCCUGGUUCCUUCCUCCCUGAUAGGCACUUCCUCUUGCUCAGUGCAAUACCUACCAGUGCUGCUAAAACCAGGGACUCGCCCAGACCUCAGCAGGCCCCCGGGGCCUCUCCAUGCAACACUCCGUAGCCAUGACGGCAGCUCUCUGCUGCACGCCCCUGCCCAGAGCUGGCAGAAGCCCUCUGUUGCCUUUCCUCCCUCAGAGCAAAGAGGCCCAGGGGAGCCAGGGCUGAGUGGACCCCAGGAUGGCCACAAAAACCACCCCUCCCCGAGCCAGCUUUCCUGCAGCCAACUGCCUGUGACUGCCCUUAGGAGGGGCAGGCUGGGGCGCCAGUGUAGAUGCCCUGUUCUGCCUCGGAGCCGCAGAUGCUGGAGAAAGGAAAGCGUCCCUCCCGUGCUUACUCCCAGCCCUGGAGGUUGGGAGUGGUCGUCUUUUUCUCGAGUGGCCUCCAACACCCCACCUCUGCCUUCCAUCUGACCGAUUCCCAGGCCUCUGGUCAGGGCCAGGACAUCCGAGACUCCCCCUUCAGCAUAGCACAAACUCCAGUGCCCAAGGCCUCCCGCACCCCAGCUGUCCACGCGGCCAGUCCCUACAUGCGCAGUACUACGAACGUUGGAAUUUGUGUAAAUAUUUGUGUGUGAACAAUGACGAAGUAAUCAGAUCUUUGACAAAAUCUUACCCCAGGCAAUUUGUGAAAAUGUUGAAAACUGGCAGAGACAAUCGUGGCCCUAGAAUUCCUGAUAUCAAUCGUUUAACAUGGCAUUUUCCCUCCCAGAGGCAGAAUCCGAGCUAGACACAAGGGAGUGCAUUCCUUGGCAGGCAAGAGCGAGCCCCUGGGGCAGGGGCUCUCCCAACGCUCAGAUCCUUCCUUAGCCCUGAAGCUCAGCACCAGCCCGGUCAGCUGUUCUGGGCCAGGCUCACGCUGUGGCGGCUGACCGCUCGGCCUGCCUUAGCACUGCGGGCAGAGCAUCAGUUUGAGGAGUUUUCUAGACAAAGGAAAGAAACACCAGUGGUAAAAGGUGCCUCUCGGGGGGCUCCUUCCCAGUGAAGUGGCACCUGAAGCCCCGAAGGCAACAGGAUGGGAAGUUACUGCGUGGAAACAGUCUUCCACCAGCUAGUUCAGUCAGGGAGCCUGUCCUAUUUAACUUUUGUUUUUAAAGAUGUAGCUUCAGCCCCUUCCCCCUUCUCCUUCCUGUCUUGGAGAGCAAAGGGCUGGUUCGGAUGAGCUGGGCUCACCGCUGUCCCACUCUUACCUGAGGGGACUGCCUUCUCCCAAAGGGAGCUUCCAAUGCCCUGCCCCACAGCCAUGUACUAACCUUCCGGAGAAUCUAUGGGCGCAAAGGAAUCAUUUGGGACACCAAAUUAAAAACAGAAUAAAAGAGUAGGAGCCACCAAUUCAAGUCUGUGCAGGGGCAAAGCCCACGAGCAGGGUAGAGUCACAGAAGUGGGCAUUUGGUCUUUGGGGUGGGCCAUCUGGUAGACCACGGGGAGUGCAUGCAGCCCACGGGAGAGCCCUAUUACCAUCACCACUUGUACAAACAGAGCUUAUUCCCCAGGACAGUGUUGAGGGGGAGGGGCACAGGUGGGGUCAGGAGGGUUUUGGAGGAUCUCAGCCAGGUGGAACCCAUCCAUCUCUAUCCCCAAGGGCCACUUACAACUCCAGGGGUGGUUAUAGGAUUAACUACCAGUUCAUUUUCAAAAUGCUGCUUUGAACUCAGAGGGUUGAUACUUUUAAUUUGUAAUUUUUUGUAAAACUUUUUACAAGAUAGUAAAGUAUUUCACCAGAAUACCCGUUUCAAUCCGUCCAUGGUCUGAUUUUUAUAUAAUUUAGUGGUGCUUUAGAAACUUUGUUUUUGUUGUUUCUGAGCUAAAUAUAGCUCAAUCCUUUUUCGCCUGUAUCUACCUAAGACCAAUGUGAACCUUUGUAUUUUUGCUCCUAAUUUUGGACUCAGUGAAAGUGUACUGUUUACAUGUACAGAUGCCCCCUGUCCCUGUGUGUUCUGCAAGACUCGCUCUUGAGGAGGAAGAUGCACCUCACUAAGCUCAUCUGCUUAGCAAAGCCACAAAACAAAAACCUCUCACUUUUUAUCUAUGUUUCCACCUAAAAAUAGAAACAACAAAAAAAAACCCCAUCCGUAUCAUAUAGAACUCAGUUUUGCUGAAAAACUCCCUGCCUGAUAGAUGGCCCCUGUGCCUCUAUCACGUGGUCCAUUAGGAGCAGGAGUAAGAACAGACUUCCCACUGGCCACUGGUGGGUGACUGCAGGGGCAGAUGAGAAAGUGGAGCAGCACCCUGCCAGAGCUGUGGGAUGAUGCAGUUCUCCCGCCAGCCUGGGGGUGGGAAGGUCAAGAUGACCUUGUGGCUUUCAGGAUUUAGGGACAACUCCAGACGUUGUCGAUCCUCUGGCAUAAUUGAGACAUGUUUUUGGAAGAGCAUGAGCUCCUUAUCUGAGAUGUUAGGACUCAGCACAGGUGUGGAUUGAGGAGUCCUCCAGGAUUCCUCUGGGGACAGCUGGUUUGAGAGGCGCCACCUCUGGGGAGGGCAAGCAUAUGGCACUUAAGGCAAACUGGAUGGCACCAACUUUUCAAGGUGACUCUUUAUUAAUCAGUGGCUUCACCUCUAAAUUAUAUUUUUACAGAUAUGCACCUAUGCAACUUAAUGUGGCUCUUCUACGCAGGUGAGGACUUCCUCCUCAAUGCUCUCUAUAAAAAUUAUUUGUGUUCUAUAUAGUGAGUUUUUCCUGUAAAUGUGGCUUAAUAUUUUAAUUCUUAGAAUGUGUCUUCUCUACGUGAUGCGACUAAAUUCUGUUUUGUUUGUGGAAUGACUAGCACAGGCCGACUCCCUCUCCCUCACUUAACAGAAGACCAACGAGCUGUUAAUCGAGCUGUUAUCUCCAUGGUAUUACUUGCUAAAUGCACUGAUUUCAUAAGUACGUGGAAUCCCUUUCCUUUGGAAUCUGUAUAUCAUAUAUAAGACUGAAUCUACUUAAUAAACACUGAACGACAAACUGCACACGUGGGUCCCACUGUGUCCUCUCAGCGGCAGCACUGCCGGCCAGUCUCGUCCUUCCGGGUCUGUGGUUCCCGUCACCUUCCUACUGGCAGACUGCACCUUUCUCUGGCCAGCACUCUGGGGCGCAGAGGGUCCUCCGUAAGUUCUCUGGAACAAAUCAGCCUGUGGCUUCAGCACCUCGCCCAUCAGAAAGGAGGGACACCAGCCUUCCCUGGGUGCCGGUCAGGUGCCAAGCACAGGCGGAGAAGAGCUCCCCAUGCACCUAUUUCGAUCUUGGUGCCUGUCCUCACCUGGCAGGAGAAUAAGCAGAGGUGCGUGGGGUAUAUGCCUUGCCUGCAUCCAGUGAGCAGCCACGCAAGGACUUACAGCUGCCGGAGGGCCAAACGCGUGCCCCGUUACCUCACCCUAGCGUGUGGCUGUGGCCAACAGACUGAAAGCAAAUUGUAAGGAGCCCUUGGUGGCUAGUUUGGGAACCUGAACAACCCUGACCCUUGGUUCUGAACCUACAGUACAUGCCAUAAUCCACGCAAACUCCUGAAUCCCACCUUGAAGGAAAUAAGAGGGCCAUUUUCCCAAAAGACGCUCAACUGUGAACAGAUUUUUUUUUUCAUUUUAUCAUUUUUUGAUUUAGUUAAGCUUUACAGAAAAUUUACAAGAAUGUGGCUGGGAACAACCUGAUUAUAAGUGUAAAAACAAUUUUGUGUGUUAAAAUUGUGUGUAUGCAUACACCUAUAUGGCAGUUGUCAUUAAAACUUUUUAUGGGACCGGCAAGUGGUGUAGUGGUUA